This is a messenger RNA of Pipistrellus kuhlii (Kuhl's pipistrelle), 3184 nucleotides long. RefSeq names its product methyltransferase 4, N6-adenosine (gene METTL4). The record is from RefSeq and is a predicted model, not a curated record. Gene Ontology annotation, molecular function: nucleic acid binding; RNA methyltransferase activity; site-specific DNA-methyltransferase (adenine-specific) activity. The coding region runs from base 885 to 2279 and encodes 464 amino acids. NCBI's taxonomy places the organism in Eukaryota, Metazoa, Chordata, Mammalia, Chiroptera, Vespertilionidae. The transcript has 9 exons. Gene Ontology annotation, cellular component: RNA N6-methyladenosine methyltransferase complex; nucleus; cytosol.
AGUGUAGCUCCGAAGGCCUGGGCGCUCUGAGUCGCCGAGGAGGGGGGGCAGAGGGCGCCCUCAGUCGCCCUGGAAACGCUUUGUCCGUACAGCAACAUGGACGUGCCGGUGGACUCUUAGAGAAGAUGUUCCCCUCCUUUGGGCUGAAAGGGGCUGUCUUUUAUGACCACUAUUUAGAUGCGUGCUUUUUCCCCCACGAUGCACAUCUGGGAGGCCAGCAUGCCCUUUUCUGAUGAGGGAAGCGGCGAGGGAGGAAGGAGGUCGCAGUCGGUUCCGUAGAUCGCGCCGGGGUGGUUGGUCCACGCCUAGGCUCGGGCUCAGAGUUUGCUCGCUAGGAUUUUACGACCUUUCAGUCCGGUGGUGUCCGGCGAGAAGCUAGAAGGAAUCCAGAUGAUCAGGGGGUGGGGUUGGUGUGAAGCAGAGAAGGAGGAGAGAAAAAGGGGUGCAGGGAGCAUACUCGGCUUUGCUGAUGGCGAUGGUACACCUGGUACCGGUCCUCCCUUCACAGUCACUCCCGCUUCCCUGGGUUUGAACUCAGACAAACUCUGCCAGUAACACGGGGUUUGGGUUGCAGCUCAAAACCAAAUUCGGGAUACCCUGGGUCUUGUAGCAGUUGUGCCAUUGACUACAGUUGUAAUUUUGGGCACGCCAUCCCUUCUGCCUGAGUUGCAAUCUUCCUAUCUAAAUUUCUAGCUCCCACUAGAUAUUACUGGACCCCCUCCCCCCAUGGUGACUCUGCAGGGAGGAGCAGUGCCAGAUUUACCAUCACCAAAAGCAUUUAUUUGAGCAAUUGCUUUGUGUCAGGCACUGCACAGCACUUCAGGUCGACUAUCUCAUUACAUUCUCUAAACUGCCCUUCAAGAUGUCAUAAAAAAAGAAAGAGAAUGUCAGUGGUGCACCAGCUGUCACCAGGAUGGUUACUGGAUCAUCUUUCUUUCAUUAACAAGAUCAACUAUCAAGUUCACCAGCAUCAUGAGUCUUGUUGCAGUAAAAAUGAGCCCAUUACUUCUGUUCACCUUGAUUCUGUGUCCUCCUUUGGCUCCUCAACUAAAUUUAUUGCUUCUGACUCUACUACUAAGCCCAAGAAUGAUGAUGGAGGAAAUUGUGAAAUGUUCAUACAAAAAUAUAUUUUUAGAUCUGAACUGUUUGAUAUCACUAAACCUUAUAUAACUUCAGCUAUUUACAAGGAAUGCCAACAAAAUAAUGAAAAGGAAGAUUUAAUGAAUGGUGUUAAAAAAGAAAUCUCCAUUUCUACUCAUGGGAAGAAGCGUAAAAGGAGUGUUGGUUUCAAUCAAGGUGAACUGGAUGCUAUGGAAUACCAUGAAAAGAUCAGGGGGCUGAUUUUGGAUGGAUCUUCACAGAUAAUCCAAGAAGGUUUAAAGAGUGGCUUUCUUCAUCCACUUUCUGAAAAACAGGACAAGUGUAAUGAACUCAUUACUUUAUCAUUUGAUUCCUGCAAUUUAUCAGAAUUAUGUGAAAUGGCAAAGCAUUUGCCUUCUCUGAAUGAAAUGGAACUUCUAACAUUACAAUUGAUGGAAAACAAUAUGUCUGUUACAGAGCAGGAUUUAUUUUCACGGAUUGUUGAAAACAACUCUAGAUUUACAAAAAUGAUUACUUUAAUGGGACAGAAAUACCUGGUGCCACCAAAAAGCAGUUUUCUUUUGUCUGACAUUUCUUGUAUGCAACCGCUUCUGAAUUGUAGGAAAACAUAUGAUGUGAUUGUGAUAGAUCCACCAUGGCAGAACAAGUCGGUUAAAAGAAGUAACAGGUAUAGUUAUUUGUCACCACUGCAAAUAAAACAAAUACCUAUCCCUAAACUGGCGGCUCCAAACUGUCUUGUUAUUACUUGGGUGACUAAUAGACAGAAGCACUUACGUUUUGUAAAGGAAGAACUUUAUCCUUCCUGGUCUGUGGAGAUAGUUGCUGAAUGGCACUGGUUAAAAAUUACCAAUUCAGGAGAGUUUGUGUUCCCAUUAGAUUCUACUCACAAAAAGCCUUAUGAAGGUCUUAUACUGGGGAGAGUUCAAGAAAAAACUAAUUUACCAUUAAGGAAUAUGCUCCCCAUUCCAGAUCACAAGUUAAUUGUCAGUGUACCCUGUGCCCUUCACUCUCAUAAGCCACCGCUUGCUGAGGUUUUAAAAGACUAUAUCAAGCCAGAUGGGGACUAUUUGGAAUUGUUUGCUCGAAAUUUACAGCCCGGUUGGACUAGUUGGGGCAAUGAAGUCCUCAAAUUUCAACACGUGGAUUAUUUUAUUGCUGAGUCUAGAAGCAGACUCUGAUCUUAAAAGUUGUGAUUUUCUUCAGUUUUUUCUUAUCUCCCUUUAUUCUGAUUUUUUUUUUUUUUUUUUUUUAAUUACCAAGCAGUACUCUUAGAACUGUAAACAGGACCUGGUUGUUCAGCAAAAUAGCCAGAGGUGAUUAGCCUUUAUGUGAUUUUGAGAUGAAUUUUACUUCACUUGCAAUAGUAUUAUAUACUAUUCUAGGCUCAUUACAAAUAAAGAUGGUAAGUGUUUAGAAAGAUGGCAAGACUUUGUUAUGGAGACAGUCAUGAAGCCUGCACUGUGGACCAGAGGUCAUAAUUCUGCCUAUGGAUGUGUAUUUUUUUGGCCCACACAUUGAUAUAAAACAUUUGAGGCAUCAUUCUAGAAAAACCAGGAAAUUUCAUAUAGAAGUCCAGUAUAUGUUCUUCCCUAUAUUGAUUGGUAGGACUCAGUGGUGGCAGCUCUUUUGGGAGGGGUCAUAUACUCCCCAGUUUAUGGCAGUGUGCCUCUUGCUCAUGACAUUCACUUACAUUAUCGAUCUGGCCCCUGUAAAAUCUAAAUAUACAGCCUCUGUUUUACUAUAACAUCCUGGGAAGAGCAUUCAGAUACCUGCAAAGUUUGUACUGAGUUUAAGGAACAUUUUUUGGAGGAUUUUAAAUUGUGUUCAAGGCUACUUGUCAAGUAUGUGUUAGUUUGCUUAUUUUUUGGGCAAAAAUGUAAAAGAAAUUUCUUAUACUAUUAAAAAUGUCAGAGGUGGCAUAAUAAAGGAAGCUACACUCAGUUCUCCCAGGACCAAACUGGAAUUACAAUUAAAAUACAGAAAAAUCAACCUGAAUAACCAAAUGAAGACUAGCUGAACAGAAGUUUCAUAACCAAAAUUUUACAGAAGAAGCCACAUCAAGACUUGUAGGAAGGGCGGAGAU